CGGGCUCCCCUCGCCCCCUCGCCCAUCCACCCGCCCCAAACCGUUUGCCACCCAGCCCUGGCACAGCACCCAGUCCGACACUCAGGAUCCACUGAGGGGGGAGGGCACUCCCCUGCCCCCGCCUGGGUUCUCGCUGGCCGGGCCCUGAUGGGCAGGUCGGCCCGCCCCCGCGGUGCCCUGCCCGGACACAAAAAGCCGGCCCGGCCACUCCGGAGGCACCUGUGCGGGCGCCAUGAAGGGGAGCAGCACCCUCCUGCUGGCGGCCGCCGCCCUGCUCUGCACCUGCGGGCUGGCCUUGGAGGAGGAGGACACCGCGUUCUUCAUGGACUUCCUGCAAACGCUGCUGGUGGGGGACCCGGAGGAGCUCUACUCGGGGCCCCUGAGCAAGUACGACGUGAACCCGGCCUGCAGGGAGGCGCUGACCGAGCUCAAGUCCUGCAUAGACAACCUGCAGCCCGCGCACAAGGCGGAGCUCAUCAAGCUGCUGGUGGCUGUGCUGGGCUGAGGACGGCGCCUCGGGACCCGACAUGGCCAUGAGCAGCCCCGGGACCAGCUACAUGAGCAGCUGUGGCCACGCCACCCACUGCCACUUCCCAGAGUGAUUUUAUCUGCCCCCCCCCCCCCCCGCCUCAAUC
Pipistrellus kuhlii (Kuhl's pipistrelle) is the source of this 635-nucleotide messenger RNA. It is a transcript of the gene SCGB1C1, whose product is annotated as secretoglobin family 1C member 1. The record is from RefSeq and is a predicted model, not a curated record. The transcript has 3 exons. Lineage: Eukaryota; Metazoa; Chordata; Mammalia; Chiroptera; Vespertilionidae. The coding region runs from base 233 to 505 and encodes 90 amino acids.